This is a messenger RNA of Mobula hypostoma (lesser devil ray), 1926 nucleotides long. RefSeq names its product torsin-4A-B-like. Gene Ontology annotation, cellular component: endoplasmic reticulum lumen; nuclear envelope. The coding region runs from base 292 to 1521 and encodes 409 amino acids. The transcript has 3 exons. NCBI's taxonomy places the organism in Eukaryota, Metazoa, Chordata, Chondrichthyes, Myliobatiformes, Myliobatidae. The record is from RefSeq and is a predicted model, not a curated record. Gene Ontology annotation, molecular function: ATP binding; ATP hydrolysis activity.
GUUGGAAGUGGAGGCUGCACCUUUUUGUCUCAACUAAUGGAGAGGUGAUUACAGUGGCAGCAAGACCAGAUCCUCCAUCGGAACCCCGGCUCCAGCCUCCUGUUGGAAAAAAAAGAGUGGCUGUAUUAAGCUCAGGCUGUCGUGUUAACGGAGGCUACGGGAGCUACGGUCGGACUGGUGCACGGGGGGUGGCCGCAAAGCAACUUGUCAAAGUACGGGUGCUUGCCUGUGCUGGUAAGGCAGCUCGGUGACCAAUUCCGAGGGGGGGUUGAGGAAGUAAGAAGACCUCCGAUGGAGCCGGAGCACAAGCAAAGGAUAUCGGUAGUCGCCUCCCCGCUGAGGGCGGCCUGCCGCAUCCGCCACAAGUAUCUCGUUCUGAAGAAGAGGCGGGUCAGUGCCGAGCAGCGGGAGGCCAGGGACGGGGAGAGGCCGGGGGCGGCGGGCGAGAGCAGGCUACCGGGCAAGAGCCAGGAGCCCCCCGGCUGCGGAGUCAGGAGCAGGGCCAAGGCGGCCGAGUAUUUCACCUUCGAGAAGGUCCCCGUCAAGUCCUCGCGGAGGCGCCGCUCGAACAAGAAGUGCAAAGUGCUCUACCCAAACGGUGGCAGGAAGUACCUGCCUGAAGAAAAGAAAAGCAAGGCGAAGAACUGCCUCUUACUGCUGAGCAUCAUCGUCUUCUUCCAAAUAUACAACGCCAUCGAGAAUCUAGAUGAUAAUGUGCUCAAGUACGACUUGAUGGGGCUGGAGAAAACACUGAAGCGGGAGGUCUUUGGCCAGACAGUUGCCAUUGACAGUGUGAUGGAUCUGCUGAAGGACUACCUGGCCACUCACAUCCACAACAAGCCCCUGGUCCUGUCUCUCAACGGCCCCAUCGGUGUUGGGAAGAGCCUGGUGGGGCGACUGCUGGCCAAGCACUUCCGCUCGGUGCUGAGCGAUGACCUGGUGUACCAGUAUUUCGUGCUGCACCACUGCCCGGCCGAGGACAACGUCACCAGCUGCCAGCAGGAGCUGGCGCUCGGCAUCUCCCAGAUGGUGAACCGGGCCGAGGAGGAGGAGAAGAUCCCCGUGCUCAUCUUUGACGAGGUGGAGUUCAUGCAGCCGGCCCUCUUGGACAUCCUGCACGGCUACUUCCAGUCCAACCAGACCAACGAGUUCCUCAAUGUGGUGUACAUCUUAAUCAGCAACUACGGCCAGGGCGAGAUCACCAAGUUCAUUCUCCACAACGCUUCCAGCGGAGUGGCGAGGCAGCUGGCCAAAUCCGAGGACCUCCUGUUUAGCGUCCAGUCCUUGCUGGUAGAAAUCCACCCACUGUGGAAUCACGCCAACAUCGUCCCGUUCUCCUUGCUGGAGAGGGACCACAUUUUGGAGUGUUUUUUAGAAAAGAUGAUGACAGAAGGGUACUACCCAGACACGGCCCACCUGGACAAGCUGUCCAGCGAGCUGAAUUAUUACUCUGUUGGAGAGCACCAGUACUCUGUAAACGGCUGCAAGCAUGUAGACGCCAAAGUAAACUUGUUGCACUGACGGCCAAGUCUGAUGCUCAACAAUAACAUGCAGUCUGUCAGGGAUCAGUGAAAACACCACGUGUCACUGGGUCAGUCUGUGAGAACAUUCAGUCUGUUCUCUCUGGUCACCCCGUGUGUACAUUUACUGGGAGAAAUGGUCGACGGGGCAGAGGGUUUGGUUACUCGCUCUCUGCAGCAGUUCUGACCGGACUACGCAAUGGACUUUGAUUAUCUCUGUGGGAAGGGCGGGACAGUCUGCGAGGUUUCUGUCCACUGUAAAAUUUCUGUCAAGGAAAAUAUUUGAUGAUACUAAAAUGAAGUAACCAUUUCAAAAACAAAGUGAGUGGAUGUGAAUAUUGUGCCUCAGACCAGUGUCUGUACUGGGUCUGUACUGAACUCUACACCGUGUCUGGUCUGGUGUUAG